Molecule: messenger RNA, 2580 nt
Organism: Oikopleura dioica
Lineage: Eukaryota; Metazoa; Chordata; Appendicularia; Copelata; Oikopleuridae
Source: the annotation of a GenBank genome assembly
AUGAAAGUGGCGUCAAUUAUAGCCGCCACGGCUAGAGCGCAGCUUCUAAUUGACCAAGAUUGGAGCAAUAAUGCUGUUUACAACCCAGGCCAAUGUGAAACCACAACUAACCGCCCACCAUUCGCCAAAAGCGACGUUUUUCAAACACGUUGGUUCCGCGCUCCAGAUUCCUCGGUCGAAGGAACUGUUUCCAAGGUCGUCUUUAUCCAGCGCUUCCAAGAGCGACUCUGUGGCAUGGUUCGCAAGAAGUUUUCAUCUCUCGGGAGCCGACAGCUUCGACGAGCUCUUCGAAACGAUGACCUCGCUGAGUCGCAAUUUAGUCCAAUCGACGAUCCAGAUCUUGUCGAUGAGUUCGACUUGGUCGUCAAUUCUAGAAGCGUCGGAAUGCCGCUUAACUUCAAAAGCGUCGAAUUGAGAUGCAUUGGAGACUAUUCUGAUGGGGUUUGCGAGAGGCACGCUUUCAGACUUUGCUGUCCAUCUUUAGAAGCUGCGAAAAUAGUUACAACUCAAGCGCCAACAACUCAGGCGCCAACAACUCAAGCGCCAACAACUCUUGGAACAGGAAGCAUUGUCAACAAUGGUGAAAUCGACUUGUUCGCUCAUGAUUGGCUCAAUACCCCUACUGUCGAGCCUGAUUGUCCUAUUCAUGAAGACGGUGUCGCUCCAUACGAACCGUGGGAGACGUUCGAAACGAACUGGUUUGCUGGGAUGACAAACUGGGUGCAGCAUUUGGACACAAAUUUUCUGAAUGCUGCUUGCGAUAGCCUUAGAAUUAGCAGCAAAAAGUCUGAAUCAACAAGAGUUUCGAUUCCUUCUCUGUUUGGAGUAAAGUGCAUGAAAGUUGACGCGGAUAACGGAGUAUGUGAAGAAGCUCAAUUGAAAUUCUGUUGCCUUGCCACCGAUCCCACCACAACUACCACCACUACAACAACAACAACCACUACCACCACAACGACGACCACUCUCGAUUAUAGUAGCUCGAUCAUCAACAAUGGUGACAUCGAUCUUCUGGCUCAUAAUUACAUCGAAACUCCUAUCAUCUACCCCUCUUGCGAAAACGCGUACGUAGGGUCCGGGCUCCCGGAAGACUGGCAAGCAUUCGAAACAAGCUGGGGCGGAACCUUUCCCAUCACAAUGAUGUCUGUAGCUGCCUCGCAAAGCAUGCGAGAUUCUUUCUGUCAAGCUGCAAGAGAGAAUGAAUUGUUUGUUGAUGGAGAAGCAAGAAUGUCCGCUCCAACUUGGCUCGGGAUUAAAUGUCUAGAAGCGAAUCCUGAUGGCUCUUGUGCGUAUUUCAAGCCUAAGUACUGUUGCGAUCCAAUUGCAACUACGACCACAUCUACAACAACAACAUCGACAACAACCACUACGACUACCACCACAACAACAACUCUCGAUUACAGUAACUCUGUUGAAAAUGAUGGAUCAAUCGACCUCGCAGCCCAUGAUUUCCUCCAAACGCCUAUUAUCUAUCCUACUUGUGACAACGCAUACGAAGGAUCAGGUAUUCCAGAAGACUGGGAAACCUUUGAAACAAGUUGGGCUGGACCUUAUUCUGGAAGACAGAUGUCUGCUCUCGCUACGCAAAGUGUGAGGGAUGCCAUGUGCGGGGCUGGUAGAGAGGAUGCAAAUCUUGUUGAUGGCGAGACUAGAAUUUCUGCUCCGAAUUAUUUCGGCAUUAAAUGCCUUGUCGCUAGCUCUGAUGGCUCUUGCGAAUCAUUCAAGCUCAAGUUUUGCUGCGCUCCUCUUUACACAACAACCACAACAACAACGACAACUACAACGACUACUACUAUUGGAACGGGAAGUGUUCUCAACGACGGUUCAAUUGACUUCACCACUCAUGAUUUCCUCAACUAUCCAACUAUUGAGGUCAACUGUGAAGCUACCUACCCUGGGGAAGGAUCUGGCGAUGUUGAAGAAUACCACUCAUUUGAAUCUGUUUGGUUCGAUGCCGCAGCUGGCUGGUUGGGUCAGCUCUCGUCUGAUGUCAUGGAAAAUACUUGUGAAAUCAUCCGACAGAAUGAUGGUGUAAAUGGCUGGACUGGUAUCGCGAGAAAUUCUCCUCGAGCGAUGGUUCCAGUCUUUGCCGGAGUUUCCUGCUACCAAGCUUCUGCUGAUGGAGACUGCCAGAUGGCCAAGGUGAAGUAUUGCUGCCCCGCUUUGGUGACAACUACAACCACUGUCACGACUCCGACAACUGAGACACCAGAAGGCUCCGGCUCGGAUCCAAUCUCAAUCAAUGAAGUUGAACUCCUUAUCAACUCUUGGGUUGAGGACAAACUCGCACAGGCUAAAACUGAUUUCCCAGGAUUCAAAAAGCUCGGCAAAGCCACCCGACAUAUCAACAAAAUGAACAAAAUCAUCAGAAAACUCGUCAAGAAGAACCAACCGAUCGAAUGCGCAUCAGCUAAGAGCAAGAAAUCGAAGCGAAUGGCCGAAACUUACGUUACAGAAAAUUACAUUUCCCCAUUUUUGGAUAUCCUCGCUGAUCACAAGGUCUGUGACGUCUAUCCCGCUUUUGAUUCGCGUCUCACUCGAGUCAACAAAGCCUUCGUCAAGAUCUUCAGAAAGCUCAAUUAA